Selaginella moellendorffii is the source of this 2307-nucleotide messenger RNA. RefSeq lists its product as uncharacterized. NCBI's taxonomy places the organism in Eukaryota, Viridiplantae, Streptophyta, Lycopodiopsida, Selaginellales, Selaginellaceae. The transcript has 2 exons. Bases 459 to 2006 code for a protein of 515 amino acids. The record is from RefSeq and is a predicted model, not a curated record.
CACAAUGUGGAUUCCUGGAACGCAAUGCUGGCGGCGCUCCUCCACGGCGGGGGAUCUCUCGACGCGAUCGAUCUCUUCUUCGCGCUCCCAGCGAUGGCUAUCGAUCCCAGCGACACUUCCUUCAGCUGCGUCCUCGCGGCGUGCAGCCGGGUUGGAGAUUUCAGUCGCGCCAGGGCGUGCUUCCGGUCGAUGAGCGUGGAUUACGCGCUCCAGCCGACGAGGCAGCACCACUGCUGCGUGAUCGAUGCGCUGGGCCGCGCGAAAUACGUCGCGAGCGCGAGGGAUCUGCUGGAGAGCAUGCCGUUUGUGCCGGAUCCACUGGAUUGGCGGUGUCUGGCAGGCGCGAUUGCGAUAAUCUAAGGAUCCAGGUGCCUGGCAGGCGCGAUUGCGAUGAUCUAAGGCUCUGGGAAAUCUCAGGGAGGAGAGUUUAGGGUUCUAUCGAAAUUAGGUCCGUGGCGAUGGCGUCCAUGGCGCCGGACACGCAGCAAGAGCUCUUCUCGGAGCCGGAGUUCGAGGGCGACGAAGGUCAGAUCAUGUCCGCCAUAGUCGUCGACCCGGAGCCAUUCGUCUCCACGCAGUUCUACACAUUCAAUCGCGCGUCACACCAACUCAUGGUCCAGUGCGUGCUCGCCAAGCGCUACGCCCACCCGGAGGAGAUCAAGCUCGCCACCCCGACCUCCAUUCUCUCCUCCUGGCGAGCGGUGUGGAAGGACCGGCACGAGGACACGGCAUAUCAAACCGGGUGGAAGAGGAUCCAGGACAAGCUCCACGCGCAGGUGGACGAGCACGGCAACGAGCUCCUCUACUUCAAGAGCAAUCCUCAGCAGUUCGUCCCCUACAUCGACCAGUGGCAGGAGAUCGUCCAGGGCUUCCACGCCGACGCGGAUCUCAAGCACCUGGGAUUGAAAGACACCAUCGACCGGAUCAAGCAGGUGUGGACGGUGGGUGCCAAGUUCUACGGCAUUCCAGAGUCGUACGUGAGAGUUUGCGUCUCGGCCUGCCCGGUUUGCAACUCGGAGGGCGAUCACAAUGGCCUCCACAAGAGGAGGAGGUUCGAGUACACCGAGACGAUGGAGCUCCUCGCCAAGGACGUGCCGCACCGGCUCCAGCAGCUCGCCGCCAAGUACAAGGUGAUACUUUGCAUCCGCCAGAAGUACAUCCGCUACAAGCCGUUUCUAGCCGAGGUGAAGGACUACUGCUGCCACCGCGCCGGCGAGCCAAACGUGAAGAAGACCGGGAAGAAGAAGACCAACAACAAGUUCAUCUCCAAUCGCUGCGGCUGCGGCUUUCGCAUCCGGGCGAUCGUUCCCAUCACGAACUACAGCUACAAGGACAAGAGUUUCACGUACCAGGAGGAAGGGUCCGCGACGUUCAAGCUGUAUCCUGUCCACUCGGGGCAUGAUCCCGGCCCGCAGGAGUCCACCGGGAUGGUGAUAAACCAGCUGAUCGAUUCGACCAACAUGACGGAGGUGUCGGGGUUGCUGCUGGAGAAGGUGACGGAGGAAGCGCAUGCGUCGGCUCUAAGGAAAGUUCGUGAGCUGCGAGCGGAGCUGGCUUCUCUCGAGGGAAGGAUCACGCGGAUACCUUUCGAGUCGCUCGGUAGCAUCGGGCAGGAGCUCCAGAGCGUGAGCCUCAAGCUCAAGGCUUCGAUGAGCUCGGACAGGGGGGACGACAGGCUUGCGAUCGUGCCUGUGUUUGACGCAUGGCAGGAAAGCCUGGGGAAGGAUAAGCCAGAGUUUGCAAGCGACGUGAUGGAUUCGCUCCAGAAACGAAGAAAGGCUGCGAAGAAGAUCGUCCACAACAAGAGCCCGACGAAAGCUCCCUCGCCGCCGGCUUACGAGCAGAGGCCCAAGGAGUGUGGAGCGCUGAGCGAGGCGGAUGAUAGCUCGCUCGCGGGGAUGCCCGUGGAUGGCUUCUAUCCAGACGCGGAGAAGUGGUACGUGGACCAGGGGCCCGACUGCGCGGACGACUUGGCGCACAGGAGCUUUCGCCACUCCAUCGCUUGACACUGGCAGUGUGUGAUCAUUCACUCGAUCGAGCACGGCCGGGGAUGGAAGCUCUGGAAGUUUGGAGAGCGCGAAAACUUCUUCUAAGUUCCUUUUCCAGAGUUCGAGCUUGGAUGGCGCGAAACUACGAUCGUGGAAUACAUAUUCGUCCAAACAAACUUUUGGAAGAUAACCUCUUCUAGGCAUUCUUGCCAAUGAUUGCGAGCUUCUUUUCUUUCAGAGGAAAGAUCUGCCAAGCUCGUCCAUCCACCAGAGGUCUAGCUCUUUGAAAUCAUCGAUCGACUAUUUUGUCUUUGCAUUA